GUUUUCAGAAGGUUAUCAGCCUCUUCUUUUAACAUGGUUCGUAUAGUCAUAUCAAGCAAAUAAUCAUAAUCUGGUUACUCAAACACAAGUCUUAUAAUGCGUUAGAAGAAUAUUCAUUAUUAAAUGAAUGAGCUCAGAUUUUCUUCAGUAUUCAAUCAUUCAAUCAAUUAGAGUUUAAACAAAUUGAAAUGACGCGCCAUACUCUUAAUGCAAAUAAAAAUCUACUACAUAUCCAAGACUUAGAAUCUUAUCGGAUAUUUUGGUACGAAAACCUGAAAAAUUGGUUUUCAAAUUGCAAUUGAAUAUUGUACAAAAAAUUCGUGAUUGCUUACCACUGGAAUAAAAUUAAUUAUAAAUUGUUUUUAGAUUAUUUUAUAUCAUUUGUUGAACGAUUAAUAUUUGAACUUUUCGAUGUUUCCAUUAUUGGCUUGAUUUUUGAUCUUUUUAGUGUGAAACUGAAAUUAGAUUUGAACUUCACGAAUGCCUAUAUUCUUGGCACGCUCUCUGAGAUUAAUAAAUAAUUCAAGAAGGAUUGACGCAAGAGGAGUGAAUUCCAAAAAGUAAUUCAUAGAAAUAGUGCUUCAUCUUAGGUAACUGAAAACAUCAAAUUAAACAACGAGAAAGUAAUAGCAUCAACAUGAUAGCGCCAAAAAAACAUCAAAUUAAGUACAAAUACCCGCCUGCAAAUAGAACAACUGUAUGUAAUAUCGCAAGAGCUUGUCUUCAUCAUCCAAAAUUUUACUACCAAGUGUUACAUUUAAUGAACAAAAUGAAUUUGAUGCCUCCAUUUGAUGAAAUUCCCUCUCAAUUCCAAGACAACCUCGAAGAAAUGGUUGUCAAACCUAUUAGCUCAGAUGAAAGUGAAAUUGAAUCUGAAAAUUAUGUGGCUAAUACAGAUUGGUCCGGGAAAAGUUUUAAACGGCGAGUUAAAAAGUUGAAAACAGGAAUUCUGGGAGAAGUGAAGAAAAAACAACCAACGGAUCAGGAAUUUAAACCAAGCUCAACGCAUAACGAAGGAGAUGAAAAUAUAUUUGAACAUAACCAAUUGAUGCCGAUUUCCAUAAAAAUAAAUAUUAAUUCAGAAUUAUUGCCUUCUCAAAAAGUUGAAGAAACCAGUGAAUUGUCUUCUGGUUUUGGUCAGAUUUCUUCAAAAUGUAAUCAGAAUGAUAUGGAGAAUGACGAGGAAUCAGAUGAUUGGAUCAAUGAUCUUGCAACAACUGAUGAGAUAAAACAAAACCGUCUUCCUCCAGAAGAGCUUGUCAAUGUUCCAGCUUAUAAAGACUAUGCACCAGGUCCUCCUAGUUGUAGAUUAUAUUUGAAGAAUCUAGGAAAAAGAGUAACAGAUCACGAUCUUAAGCGUGUCUAUGGACGUUAUAUCAAUUUAGAAGACGAAUCUGAAAAAAAUAUGUUUCAUGUUCAAGUAUUCAAAACAGGCCGGUUUCGGAAUCAAGCUUUUAUUAGUUUACCAAAUGAAGAUGCAGCAAAUUCGGCCCUUCAAGAAACAAAUGGCUAUUUAAUCGACGGUAAACCCAUAAUUGUGAGUUACGCUCGUUCAAUCAAAGCUAGUCCAAUGGUGACCAACUCAAGUUGAUAAUCUACUUGGUGUCCAGUCCAAAUCGUUCAAUGCACUCACAGACAGAGGCCACGAACAUCAAAGAAGUGAAUUUCUUAAUGAUAAUUACUUACACAUCGUGAUGAAGCUUACAUCCAUUGCGUCAGAGGAUUUUCUAGAAUAAUGCAGUUUUUUCAUCUCGAUUUCAAUCCAUGGCAAAUCUGGCUGUAGGCUAUGUAAAGCUGAAGCUAAAGCUAGAGUAAAGAGAAUGCGAAAAAACAACAAAAAAUACAAUUAGUGUUUUCCCAGUCAUAAUUAUUAAGAAAUAAUUGAUAAAUCGUUAUCCUUGACUAAAAUUUUUUAAAAGGGGUAACCUGUAGGUGUGACCGGCUGAGAAAAGGCUAAGAGAUUUACGUUACCAUUGUGAUGUUUUAACGUACAUGUUAACGUACACGAUGUUUUAAUGUAUUAUUACGUAUGACAUGAUUUACAAUCGAGAUGUUUAACUGGGAUCUUUCGAUCAUUCAGAUCUUUGUUUUAUACUUGAAAUUUUGAUCAGAGUUUAAUAAAUCCAGCUUUUUCAAUAAACUUGUUCAGAUCUCUUUA
Tetranychus urticae (two-spotted spider mite) is the source of this 2158-nucleotide messenger RNA. Its product is annotated as RNA-binding region-containing protein 3. Lineage: Eukaryota; Metazoa; Arthropoda; Arachnida; Trombidiformes; Tetranychidae. Gene Ontology annotation, molecular function: U12 snRNA binding; pre-mRNA intronic binding. Gene Ontology annotation, cellular component: U12-type spliceosomal complex. Gene Ontology annotation, biological process: mRNA splicing, via spliceosome. The record is from RefSeq and is a predicted model, not a curated record.